This is a messenger RNA of Dermacentor albipictus, 4434 nucleotides long. Lineage: Eukaryota; Metazoa; Arthropoda; Arachnida; Ixodida; Ixodidae. The record is from RefSeq and is a predicted model, not a curated record.
CGCUGGCUGACGCACAGCUAACACUACUGUUGGUUAUGCAGGUCCUUAUUGCAAUCGGAUCAGCGAUCCUGCUCGGUGUGGAUGGUGACCGGGCACUGCUCCCACUAUCGCCGAAACCGUCUUCAUCAAGCGAAAUCGGAUGGGCCACGACGACAAACAAGUUUGACAGCGGAUUGCCAGUCAUCACCGCCUUACAUCAUCGUUUAAAUGAGCCACUCGUCGACGACGAACUACCAAUCCCUGUUGAGCAUCGAGGACCACGUGACACCAACCGAACCUACUUAACCGCGCAGCACUUUGGCUUCGUGGGAUUUGGAGCCGGCACGCUGGCUGACGCACAGCUAACACUACUGUUGGUUAUGCAGGUCCUUAUUGCAAUCGGAUCAGCGAUCCUGCUCGGUGUGGAUGGUGACCGGGCACUGCUCCCACUAUCGCCGAAACCGUCUUCAUCAAGCGAAAUCGGAUGGGCCACGACGACAAACAAGUUUGACAGCGGAUUGCCAGUCAUCACCGCCUUACAUCAUCGUUUAAAUGAGCCACUCGUCGACGACGAACUACCAAUCCCUGUUGAGCAUCGAGGACCACGUGACACCAACCGAACCUACUUAACCGCGCAGCACUUUGGCUUCGUGGGAUUUGGAGCCGGCACGCUGGCUGACGCACAGCUAACACUACUGUUGGUUAUGCAGGUUAGUACUUACUAUCCAUUGCAACUUCAUGGUCCGCUAUAUGCGUUGCCGGCUCCUCCCACGAUAAUUGCUACUGCGCACCAUCGCAGACGAAUGUGCGCGCGAGUGUCUUGCCGAAAUUGCCGCCUCUUUGUCAAUAGAGUGUUGUACUUGAUUCUUCUUUUGUUGCUAUCGGGCGAUGUCGAGCUUAAUCCUGGACCUCUCACCGAAGCAGCAGUGGAGGUACUUAAAAGUUUACAGACUGGCCAGGCAGCAAUCAUGAGCAAGCUAGAUACCAUCGAUACCAAGUUAGCCAAACACGAGGCUAUGCUGGCGGAAGUAAACAGUAGGCUUGGUGUAACUGAGGAACGGGUUGGAACGGUAAAUAAAUUAGUGUCGGACCAAGGAAAUGCAAUACGAUCACUUGAACAACAAGUAUCUGCCAUGCGAAAAAAAAACGUUGAUCUUGAAAACAGAAGUCGCAGGCUUAAUCUUGUCUUCUAUGGAAUAAAUGACGGAAACCAUUCUGAAACGUGGAUUCAAUCCGAAAACUUGGUUAAAGAUAUUUGCAAAACUAACCUGGGGAUCGAACUGAAUUCGAUACAAAGGGCACACCGAGUAGGUCGUUACAGUGAUAGGUUCAAAAGGCCAGUCAUAGUAAAUUUUUCUUCAUAUAAGGAAAAACAGGACGUCUUGUCAAAUGCUAAUAAGUUCAAGGGGUCACCCUACAGUGUGGAUCAGGAUUAUUCAUCCGAGACCCGAGAAAUACGGAAGCAUCUGUGGGAAUACGCAAAAGUUAAAAAAGCGGAUAGCAAUAACAAGGUAAAGCUAAACUUCGACAAACUUAUUAUUAACGGAAAGACCUUCACGUGGGACAAAGAAAAAAAAGUUGUUCCAUUCAGGGAACGGUGACGCAAUAGAAAGAAAAUGAAACAAGUAUGUCGUAACCUCGUUGCUGUUGUAGUAAACUGUAGGAGUAUAAUAAACAAAGUCGAUGAAUUCGCCGGUCUGAUAGAGUCUGUCAAGGCUGACAUCGUUUUUGGCACAGAAUCGUGGCUGAACCCGUCUAUCGCGGAUAGCGAAGUAUUCCCUAAAGAAUUCAUUGCUUAUCGGAAGGACAGGCCCCGCCUCGGUGGAGGGGUGUUUUUGUUAAUUCACUCUUCUCUUAAAUCAUUUAUGCUAGAUCUUGAUACCCACGAUGUCGAAUCAAUUUGGUGCUCAGUCACCCUACCUGAUAACUCCUCAUACGCUGUUGGAUCAUUCUACAGACCACCGAACUCAAACUUCAAACUGUUGCAAUCUUUGUUUGACAUCGUUUCGGAGGCAUCCCGGCAGCCUAUUUUGCUUGCGGGUGACUUUAACUUACCUGACUUGGAAUGGCUUGAAGGUGAAUGUGUAUGCAAAGUUGACAGCCGUGUUAACUUAGAAAUGAAAAAUCUUGUAAACACCUUCGGACUAUUACAGUAUGUCAGUGCUCCAACUCGGAAUAGUAACAUUCUGGACCUUUUGUUCUGCAGUUCCCCUACCCUUAUUAGCUCGGUUUAUAUAAUACCAGGAAUAAGUGACCAUCACGCCGUCAUUGCAAACAUUAAAACAGAUAUUAACCGAUCAACGUCACGCACUUCAAGGAGAGUUUUUUUCUUCGAAAAAGGUGAUUAUCCUAGUAUCUCCCAGGAGCUCCUCGAUUACUUGCCGGUUUUUGAAUGUCUUGCUGAGGAUUACGACAUCCAUGGUUUAUGGCGGGUAUUUAAAGAUAAACUGCUUGAGCUUACGGACAAGUAUGUUCCAAGCGUAGACUCCACCAGACUCAAAAAACGUAAGAAACCCUGGGUGAAUUCGCGUAUUCUCAGAAUAAUUAAAAAAAGAAAGAGAGCAUUUAAUAGAUACAAAAGAACUAAAAGUAUGAAUCACAUAAAAAAGUUAUCUGAAGUAACACAGGAGUAUAAGUUUGCUAUAAAAAAUACGAAGGAAGAGUACUUUAAGACACUCAACGACAGAAUGAAAACUAAUCCUAAACAAUUUUGGAGGUUUUUAAAAGGAUGCGGAUCAGAUUUUGUAGGAAUAAAUGAAAUUGUUUGUAAUCAACAAAUAAUUACAGACGAUUUUGAAAAGGCAACGUGUUUGAAUACAUAUUUUCAAUCUGUCUUCCUACCUAAAUCCAAUCAUAGCUCUACACCACAUGCAAGCAGACUUCCUUUAAUGGAACAAGUUGAAUUAAGUGUUAGAGGCAUCGAGGCACUCCUAAAGGUGAUAGAUGAAACCAAAGCAAACGGUCCGGAUGGUAUAUCUCCACGUAUACUAAAGCGGUGUGCUACACCUAUCUCGAUGUACCUUUAUUUAAUCUAUGAGAAAUCGCUAUCCACAGGACUCUUACCUAAUGACUGGAAAACCGCUCAAGUUGUACCUAUUCAUAAAGGGGGUUCGAAAAGAGAUGUCGCGAAUUACAGGCCGAUCUCACUAACAUCCAUCUCGUGCAAAAUCAUUGAGCAUAUUAUAUAUUCCGAGAUAAUGCGUCACAUAACAAAUAAUAAUAUACUAAUCAAAGAACAACACGGGUUUCGGAAAGGUCUAUCUUGCACAACACAAUUAAUUGAAUUUUAUCACGAAUUGGCAUUCGAUGUUGACGAGGGAGGACAAACAGAUUGUAUCUUUUUAGACUUUCGCAAGGCAUUCGAUACAGUGUCACAUCCACUUCUUCUUAUUAAACUUAAAAUGUUAAACAUUCACUCAAGCGUACUCGCUUGGAUUGAAAAUUAUGUCUCAGCGCCGACAAUGUGUUGUUUUGAAUGGAAAAAGCUCGGCAUACGCUGAUGUGACGUCAGGAGUCCCACAGGGCUCAGUCUUAGGGCCACUUUUGUUUCUACUUUAUAUAAAUGAUAUUUCUGUUGGUAUUUCUUCAUGUAUUCGGUUGUUUGCCGACGAUUGUGUUGUUUAUAGGAAGAUUAAGAGUGAACAAGAUGCUGCCAUGUUACAAUCUGACUUAGAAUGUAUUAAUACUUGGUGUUCCACAUGGAAGAUGAAUUUGAAUUUAAAAAAGUGUGUUCAUGUAUGUUUUACAAGAAAGAAGAAGCGGAUUGUAAAUCUUUACCAGAUAAAUAAUACCCUGAUAAAAAACGAACCUAUAUACAAGUAUCUAGGUGUGACGCUCUCAUCGGACUGUUCAUGGUCUGCUCAUGUAGAUGACGUCAUUGUAAAAGCUGGUAGGGCACUCAAUUUUAUUCAGAGGAACUUGAAAUGUUCACAGCCGAACCUAAAGAAAACUGCUUACCUAACAUGUGUUAGACCAAUUUUGGAAUACGCCUGUGCCGUCUGGGACCCCGUGCAGAAAAACUUGAUUGAUAAGCUGGAAAGAAUUCAAAACCGAGCUGCUAGGUUCGUCCUGGGGCGGUAUGGGCGGAGAGAAAGUUGUACUGAAAUGAAACUUGAAUUGAAUUGGGAGCUGCUUUCCUCUCGGCGGAAAAAGUUGAGACUGAAGUUUUUAUACCUCAUAUUUAAUAAUAAGACUGGAAUUAGCAGUAAAAGCUACUUGAAAGAACCACAUUAUAUUUCUAGGCGUAAUGACCAUUCACUUAAAAUUCGCGAAUACCGUGCCAGGACGCACUUGUUUGCGGAUUCCUUUUUUGUGAAAACUAUUGUGGAGUGGAAUCGGCUGUGUGAAGAGCAAGUGUGCUGUACGAAUGAAGAUUUGUUUUUUUCCCUCCUGUAACCCCCCUGCUAUAACGCCUUCGGGCAAUGCGGGGUAAUUCUUGAAUAAAGAAUAAAUAAA